GGUCAGCGCCUGGUGGAGCGGUAAAAGUCGUCCGUCUGGUAAAAAGUGGUGGUAACAUCUCCGGCUGAAGCACGAUUUUAGCAGUGUGCUCAUGGACCGUGUAGCUAUGUUUAACGUUCAUUCAUCGUUUCGUCUUGCUGCUCUGACGGACGAGUAAAUUAACGAGUUCGGGCGUCGGCUCGUCACAGCGAAGUGCGAAUAUAUAAUCAACGAUUUACCAUUCCGCGUCCAUAACUUUAAAAGUGUCUCAUCGGCGAUACGCGGUAGCAAAACGCUUCUCAUAUUAGCCAUCUGUGAUAUAAUACUUUAUGUAUCCUGUUGAAAGUUUAUAGGUUAAUCCGUUACCGGUGAUAUCAGUGCAACGUUUUACUAUAUUUAGACGUUAGACUGUGCUUGUUUUCUGUGAUUAAUCUGAUAGUUUUGGACUGGAACGAUGGAGGCGUCAAUGGGCUAUAACCUCGACGUAACGCCAAUUAACUAUUCGUAUAUUUUUGAGUUCGAAAACGAGUUCAUUCAUCAAAACUCUAGGAAAUGGAUGACUGAGAAUUGGACGGUCGCUUUCUAUUAUGUGGGAGUAUACAUGGCAUUCAUUUUCGGAGGACAAUAUUACAUGCAGAAUCGACCCAGGUUUGAGUUGCGGCGGACGCUUAUAAUAUGGAACAGCGCGCUUGCAGCCUUCAGCAUCAUGGGCGCGUGCCGGACGCUCCCGGAGUUCCUCCACGUGCUGAGGAACUACGGCAUUUACCACUCCAUCUGUGUACCGAGUUUCAUCGAGCUCGACAAAGUAUCCGGGUUUUGGACGUGGAUGUUCGUGCUGUCGAAGCUGCCCGAGCUGGGUGACACGGUGUUCAUAGUGCUGCGCAAGAAGCCGCUCAUCUUCCUGCACUGGUACCACCACAUCACCGUGCUGCUGUACACAUGGUUCUCGUUCACGGAGUUCACAUCCUCGGCGCGCUGGUUUGUCGUCAUGAACUACUGCGUUCACAGUGUAAUGUACACGUACUACGCGCUGGUCAGCAUGGGCCGAUACCCGCCGAAGAUGUUCGCCAUGACCAUCACGGUACUCCAGCUAACGCAGAUGAUCGUGGGCACCGCAGUCAACAUAUGGGCUCACAACUACACUGCGACCGCACCACCGCACUCCUGCGGCAUUAGCCAAAUCAACAUCAAAUUGUCUAUGGCCAUGUAUUUCUCAUACUUCAUCCUGUUCGCGCAGUUCUUCUACAAAGCGUACCUCUCCCCGAAACCCGGAAAGAAGGAGAGGAAAGAAAAGCCGGAACCCCUUCCGGACAUCUCCGGAUCGGUGACGAAAAAUGUAGAAUAUAACUUUAACGGUAAUUUGAGACAGAGGAACGGUGUUGUGCACUAGGCUGUAACUCUGUGUAUUGUGAUAUGAUUAGUAUUUGUACAGCGUUAUAAGCGGUCGCCGAUUGAACUGUUUCCGAUUCUUUUUACGUCCAAAUUAUUUUUAAUUUAACGUUUAUUAUGUAAAAACUGUAUAUAAAAGAAACUCUUUUUACCUAUUGUUAGGUAUUUGAAUGUAUUAACGUAUAAUUGUGAAUGUUUGAACGUGCUAGGACUUAGUUUAUAAAAGUCGAAAUGAACCUUGUUUUGACCAUCGACUUUUGCGGACAAAAAGAAAACAAUAGAACUUGAUAAAUUAAAGCCCGGUAUCGAGACGAUUUUAUAGCAUAGAUCACACCGUGCUGCUCCUAUGCGGUUUGGUGGGCUAUAUUAUUACAGGUUAGUGAUAGUUACCGGGACUGACGGCUUAAAGUGCUCUACAAGGCACGGAACCUGACUACUACGGUUACUGAAAAUUCUUAAACAGAAAAAAAGAUGUAUAUAAAACAAUUCUUCGCAGGCAGGCAAGGCAUUUGAUAAAGAAAACUGAAUUCAUUAUUAAGGUCGAACUUAUCUUGGUUUUAUCUUUUAUUUUGCUUUUAAUAACGUUUAUUUGUAAUACUUAAUGUGUGUAAAUAACUCUGACGUUGUUUAAAUUCUAAUAUAAGAUCAUGACAUAAUCCAAAUGCAAGACUAGAUGAAGUGCAAUUGCACUCAACUAGGUAUCAAAACUCUAGUGCAUGUAUACACUAUGACUGUUUACCUAUUCUUAAAACAUUGGCCCUUUUUUUUGUAUAAUGUCUGCAUUGGUAAAAAAUAAUAAAAAAAAAUUCUUAAGAAAUUAAUGUGUAAGAAACAUCCUUUAUCGAGAGUAAGCGGUAUUGUGCGGCGGCGGUAUUAAUUAAAUGUUUAAUUUUUAAUAAGCGUGCUUACAAACCAAACCAAGUGUUACAGUCUCACUUUUUCUAUUCGCACACAAUAUAGCUAUUACCGACGAAGCGUGCGAUUAUUAGAAAAAAAACCGUUAAUCAUUACAACGUGGUUAAAGUAGUAUAAACGAUUAUACACAUCAUUAAUUUCCAAUUUUUAUUGAUUCAUAAACACAGUAUAAAAGCUUAACGAUUAUAGUUCGCAAAUGGAUAUAAUUGGUUUUAACCUACAUA
Messenger RNA from Pararge aegeria (speckled wood butterfly), 2507 nucleotides. It is a transcript of the gene Baldspot, whose product is annotated as elongation of very long chain fatty acids protein 6. The record is from RefSeq and is a predicted model, not a curated record. The transcript has 4 exons. Gene Ontology annotation, molecular function: fatty acid elongase activity. The coding region runs from base 434 to 1369 and encodes 311 amino acids. Gene Ontology annotation, biological process: sphingolipid biosynthetic process; very long-chain fatty acid biosynthetic process; fatty acid elongation, polyunsaturated fatty acid. Gene Ontology annotation, cellular component: endoplasmic reticulum membrane. NCBI's taxonomy places the organism in Eukaryota, Metazoa, Arthropoda, Insecta, Lepidoptera, Nymphalidae.